GUUUACUAUCAUUACUGUUAUCACUUUUCGUUUCACGCAUCGUCUAACCAACAGCAAAAAGAAAAGUGGAAACAAAAUACAAUGUCCAACGUUGCCGCCACUGAUGCAACGGGGCAACCUAUCAGCGCCAGCAAUCCAGAAGAGAGUGCUUUCCAUCAGCUCUUUCCACAGAUUCCAUCAAAAGAGAAGCUCGUCCAGUCUUGCAGUUGCGGGAUUAUUAGGCGAAAACUUGUCCGGAUGGGACGCAUGUACGUGACACCGCUGCGGAUUUGCUUCUCGUCUUCUUUCAUGGACGAACCGCUUAUUAUACAAUUGGAGGACGUUCUCACUUUUGAGAAAAGGUCGGGCUUUUUGUGCGACACCAUCGUAGUAACCACAAAAGGAAGAGCUGAAUAUGAUUUUACUGCUUUCCUCUCCACAGGCGUGACACAGAUGUUCAAUUUGUUGAAGACUUUGUGGUGCGUGCGCGAAAAAUAUGCAGCCGACCGCGCCAGCUCGAUUUCGACAGGCGAUAAGCCUGAUUCCACCUCUUCCGUAAGCUCCCGCUCCAACAGCGUUGGAAGCUCAGCCACUCGCCCGAGAGUACGAGAAGUGAGUGUCGCGGAAUCCCAACAAGAUGCGCGACCGAAGUCUACGAGUGUCAAGACGAAAGACAACGGAGAGCAGGAAUCUGAGUCGUCUAACGGAUCUCUAAGCUCUGUUCCGCGGCCAACAUCGCCAGGAUUGAAAGAGAGCCCCGGCCACACUAACUUCACUCUUGAGAAAGUAUUAGUAACUGCUGAAAAACGGAAACUUGCCACUUCCGAAGGCAACGACGAAGCACGCGCAAAGGCUGUGCCAGAGUUUCGCCGUUUUUUCCCUUCGAUGCCAUCAACUGAAAGUGUAAUUGACUCUUUCACAUGCUGUUACCAGUUUGGUGCCAGUCGGCUUGGGAAAAUGUGGAUCACCCAGAACUGCAUUCUCUUUGUUUCUCCAAUGAUGGAAUCAAAGCUCGAAAUCAAUUUUGAGGACGUCUCAAAAGUCGAAAAAGAGCAAAAGCUUGUUUUACUGGACGGCUUUUGUAUCCGUCUGAAAAACGGUGACUCAAAAAGCUUCUCGAAUUUCCCCAGUCGGGAUGCUGCGUUGAAAGUGGUUGAGUCGACCUUUCAGAAGUUUCACAACGCGAAAAACUCACAAAAAGAUGCAAAUGUUUGCGAUGCACCGGCGGGUCCACUCG
Molecule: messenger RNA, 1216 nt
Organism: Leptomonas pyrrhocoris
Lineage: Eukaryota; Euglenozoa; Kinetoplastea; Trypanosomatida; Trypanosomatidae
Exons: 1
Biological process (GO): intracellular sterol transport
Cellular component (GO): endoplasmic reticulum-plasma membrane contact site; endoplasmic reticulum membrane; plasma membrane
Molecular function (GO): sterol transfer activity; sterol binding
Source: RefSeq, a predicted model, not a curated record